GACCCCCCCCCCCCCCCCCCCGCGACGCCCCUUAGCAUGCGCCACUUGCACACAACCUGCGCCUCCGCCUGCUCGGCCUCGGACAGCCCGCGCCAGGUGCUCCGCGACGAGACGUUAGAAGGGGCCAGCCCGGCGGGGGCCAACAAGUGCGCGGGGCCCCAGUCGGGGCAGCGCGUGCGGCGGCCGCUCAACGCCUUCAUCAUCUGGACCAAGGAGGAGCGACGGCGGCUGGCCCAGUUGAAUCCGGAUUUGGAGAACACCGACCUCAGCAAGAUUCUCGGCAAGACGUGGAAGUCAAUGUCACUGUCGGAGAAGCGCCCCUACAUGCAGGAGGCGGAACGUCUGCGCGUGCAGCACACCAUCGACUACCCCGACUACAAGUACCGCCCCCGCCGCAGGAAGCAGCUGAAGAAGAGCCCCAAGACGCCCGUCGCCGAGGCCCCGCCGCCGCUGCGCCCCCCCGCCGCCUUGAACUUGACCUACGACCUGGCCCGCCUGCUCCACAACCAACAGCAUCAACUCCACGCCUCCCUCCCGACCGUUCAUCCCGCGCGGGGCUACCCGACGAGUCCUUUUUUUCAGGAGCCCUUGCAGGAUUCCUACCCGAGUGACCCUCACCUGCAUUUCGCGGGCCAGCAGCGGCACGGAGAGCAGGCCGAGUCCAGGUUCUUGGCGGGGCCCUCCCUGGACGUCUACCUGGAGCGGGUGCAUCUGGACACGCUGUAUGAUCUGGACAGCAGCGAGUUCGAACAGUACCUGGGCCCGCAGGGUCCAGUCAGGCCCGACGCGGCCGAUCCCGGCUGCUACCGUAGACAACAACGCUCGCUGUCCUGAACAAAAAUACAACAUGUC
This is a messenger RNA of Hippocampus zosterae (dwarf seahorse), 852 nucleotides long. It is a transcript of the gene sox32, whose product is annotated as SRY-box transcription factor 32. Lineage: Eukaryota; Metazoa; Chordata; Actinopteri; Syngnathiformes; Syngnathidae. Gene Ontology annotation, biological process: anatomical structure morphogenesis; regulation of DNA-templated transcription; cell differentiation. The record is from RefSeq and is a predicted model, not a curated record. Gene Ontology annotation, molecular function: RNA polymerase II cis-regulatory region sequence-specific DNA binding; DNA-binding transcription factor activity, RNA polymerase II-specific. Bases 37 to 834 code for a protein of 265 amino acids. The transcript has 2 exons.